AUGUCACGCUUCGGUCGAUCUGGUCCGCCGCCGAUCCGCGACACGUACUCACUCCUCGUCCUCAACAUCACCUUCCGCACGACUGCUGAUGACCUCUUCCCGCUCUUCGACAAGUACGGCGAGAUUGUCGACAUCUACAUCCCAAGGGACCGCAGGACUGGUGACUCGCGCGGAUUCGCGUUCGUGAGGUACAAGUACGAGGACGAGGCACAGAAGGCAGUUGAUAGGCUCGAUGGGAGAUUGGUAGACGGGAGGGAGAUCAUGGUGCAGUUUGCCAAGUACGGCCCAAAUGCUGAACGGAUUAAUAAAGGGAGAAUAGUGGAGCCAGUUCCAAGGCCAAGGGGCCGUUCCAGAAGCCGCAGUCCAAGACGGAGGUACCGUGAUGAUUAUCGAGAUGAUUACCAGGAUAGAGAUUAUAGAAGGCGUAGCCGUAGUCGGAGUAGAGAUAGAUACGCCCGUGACAGGUACAGAGAUAGGGAUUACCGCCGUCGUAGCCCGAGUCGCAGCUACAGUCCUGAUGAUUACAAGAAGCGUGGGAGAGACAGUUUGUCUCCUGCACGAAGAAGCCGUAGCCGUAGCCGCAAUCGCAGCUACAGUCCUGAUGAUUACAAGAGGCGUGGCAGAGACAGGAUGAAUGGGCUUGCUCUGAUCCUAUGUCUGGCUAUGCAUUUGCUCGAUGGUGGGCUCUUUUCAGUUGAAGUUGUGUAG
Miscanthus lutarioriparius is the source of this 708-nucleotide messenger RNA. The record is from the annotation of a GenBank genome assembly. Lineage: Eukaryota; Viridiplantae; Streptophyta; Magnoliopsida; Poales; Poaceae.